Heterocephalus glaber (naked mole-rat) is the source of this 2685-nucleotide messenger RNA. It is a transcript of the gene Mamdc2, whose product is annotated as MAM domain containing 2. Gene Ontology annotation, cellular component: membrane. Lineage: Eukaryota; Metazoa; Chordata; Mammalia; Rodentia; Bathyergidae. The record is from RefSeq and is a predicted model, not a curated record.
CCCAGCCCAGCCCAGCCCAGCCGAGGGAGUCCUGGAAAGCCUGCCCCUUCCAUGUGUCUGCAAGGGGUCUGCUUCCAAGCUCUAAAACCCUGGGCGAAGGCGCUGCGUGCCCGACCUCUGCUCUUCCCGGGGGUGGCUGCCCUUUCCAAAGUGUGCAGCUGUCUCCUCCCCUCCAGCGCCGCCGUUGCCCGGGACCAGGGCUGCACCCCGCACCUCCGCUUGCCCCUCCGCCCGCUCUGCAAAGUUGGGCAGCUCCGGGAGCUCGCUUUGCCUUUGCGCUUCUCCCGGCCCCACCCGCAGCGCCCCUCCUCCCACGCUCCCUUCCACCAGGGGCAGCGGGUCCCCGCGGGCUGGUAGCCCGCACCCCUUGCCAGUCCUCCGCCCUCAGGCGCGACCAUGCUGCUAAGGAGCGUCCUGCUGGUGGCGCACGCCCUGCAGCUCUCGGGUGCCCUUGACCUGCCUUUCGGCUCCUGUGCCUUUGAAGAGGGCACUUGUGGCUUCGACUCGGUGCUUGCGUUUCGGCCGUGGAUUUUAAAUGAGGAAGGCCAUUAUGUUUAUGUGGACACCUCCUUUGCCAAGCAGGGGGAGAAAGCCGUGCUGCUAAGUUCUGAAUUACAGGCUGAGGAAUGGUGCUGUCUCCGCUUGGUCUACCAGAUAACCGCGUCUUCAGGGUCUCUGUCAGGUCCCAGCCAGCUGAACCUCUAUGUGAGAUACGAGGAUGAAAGCUUUGAUCGCUUGCUUUGGUCAGCUAAGGAACCUUCAGACAGCUGGCUCAUAGCAAGCCUGGAUUUACAAAACAGUUCCAAAACAUUCAAGAUUUUAAUAGAAGGCGUCCUAGGACAGGGAAGCACAACCAGCAUUGCCCUCUUUGAAAUCAAGAUGACCACCGGCUACUGUAUUGAAUGUGACUUUGAAGAGAACCAUCUCUGUGGCUUUGUGAACCGCUGGAAUCCCAAUGUGAACUGGUUUGUGGGCGGAGGAACUGUUCAGAACUCCCACUCUGUCCUCCCACAGGAUCACACUUUUAAGAGUGAACUGGGGCACUACAUGUAUGUGGACUCGGUUUAUGUCAAGCACUUCCAGGAGGUGGCGCAGCUCAUCUCCCCGAUGACCACGGUCCCCAUGUCUGGCUGCCUGUUCUUCUAUUACCAGCUCCAGCAGGGCAAUGACAACGUCUUCUCCCUCUACACUCGGGAUGGGACGGGCCUGUAUGAGGAGAUAUGGAAAGUGGACAAUCCGGGAAACGCAGCCUGGAACCUUGUGGAGGUGGAGUUCAGUGCUCCUUACCCCAUGGAGGUUAUUUUUGAAGUUGCUUUCAAUGGUCCCAAAGGAGGAUAUGUUGCCCUGGAUGAUAUUUCUUUCUCUCCUGUUCACUGCCAAAAUCAGACAGAGCUUCCUUUCAGUGCCAUGGAAGCAAGCUGCAAUUUUGAGGAAGACUUCUGUAACUUUUACCAAGAUAAAGAUGGUCCUGGCUGGACCCGAGUGAAAGUAAAACCAAACAUGUAUCGGACUGGAGACCACACUACAGGCUUAGGGUAUUACUUGCUGGCCAACACAAAGCUUACAUCUCAACCUGGCUACAUUGGAAGGCUCUAUGGUCCCUCCCUACCAGGAAACUUGCAGUAUUGCCUGCGUUUUCAUUAUGCCAUCUAUGGGUUUUUGAAAAUGAGUGACACUCUAGCAGUUUAUAUCUUUGAAGAAAACCAUGUUGUUCAAGAGAAGAUCUGGUCCGUGCUAGAGUCCCCUAGGGGUGUGUGGAUGCAAGCUGAAAUCACCUUUAAGAAGCCCAUGCCUACCAAGGUAGUCUUCAUGAGUCUAUGCAAAAGUUUUUGGGACUGUGGACUUGUAGCCCUAGAUGAUAUUACAGUACAGUUGGGAAGCUGCUGGUCUCCAGAGAGCCUCCCACCUCCACCUGGACAAUGCACUUUUGAUCAAGAUGAAUGUGCCUUUACUCAGGAGAAGAGAAACCGGAGCAGCUGGCACAGGAGGCGAGGAGAAACUCCCACUUCCUACACAGGACCAAAGGGAGAUCACACUACUGGGGUAGGCUACUACAUGUACAUCGAGGCGUCACACAUGGUGUAUGGACAGAAAGCACGCCUCCUGUCCAGGCCUCUGCGAGGUGUUCCCGGAAAACACUGCUUGACCUUUUUCUACCACAUGUAUGGAGCAGGGACUGGUCUGCUGAGUGUUUAUUUGAAAAAAGAAGAACACAGUGAAGAAUCUCUGUUAUGGAGAAGAAGAGGUGAGCAGAGCAUUUCCUGGCUUCAAGCACCGAUCGAGUACAGCUGCCCUCACCCACACCAGAUAAUUUUUGAAGCCACUCGGGGAGUGUCGAUAAGAAGUGAUAUUGCCAUUGAUGAUGUUAAAUUUCAGGCCGGACCCUGUUCAGAAAUGGAAGAUACAGCUCAACAAUCAUCAGGAUAUUCUGAGGAUUUAAAUGAAAUUGACUAUUAAGAAAUGAUCUAAAUUGGAUAAACUAAACAAAAGCUAUACCUCUCUUCAAUCAAAAUGGAAACAAAUGAAUACUGGAGACCCUUAGCCAUUUCAUAAGUUAUGUAAAAUGACUUCACUGCAUCCUUUUUCAUUACUUUUGCAAAAAAAUACUGACUCAGGGCUUUUCUUUUUUUCUUUGUUUUGCAUUUGACAACUGUUACUAGAGGUACAGGCUGAUGGAUUUGCAUA